AUGUUUGCUCUGCGGAAAGUCAAGCCUUCUUCUCUCUUGAAAUCCAUCAACCCUAUACCCAAUGCCGCCUGCUUGAAGGCCUCCUCCUCCUAUUUGAUGGCUCGCCAAAGAAACUUCUCCAUGCUCACUGAAACUCAAGCCAACGACUCUUCCAUGCAAAUGUUCUCUGUUGGUACUGAAAAUGGCUUUCUUCCUCGUCAAGAUCCUCUUGUUGAACUUCCUGAGGAGUUUAGCAGAUUGGAAUCCCUCUUGCAACGUAUGCCAAUGCAACUCUUGGAUGGUACUCCUGGGCUUUUGGCGAGUGGCCAGUUUGGUGAUGCUGUGAGAGAUGAGCUCCCCUUGUAUGAGAUUGAUGGUAUCACUGAUCAAAGACUCUUGUCAGCUCUUUUCCGUGAUUAUACGUUUGCUGCUUCUGCCUACUUGCUCGAGCCCUGCGAUAUUCUCUAUCGUGCCAAGAGCGAUUACGGCUUAGGAAGAAAGGUAUUGCCCAUGAACAUUGCUGUUCCUUUGUACAAGGUAUCAAAGAAGAUCCAAAGCCAACCUUUCAUGGAAUAUGCUUUGAGUUAUGCAUUGUACAACUACAAAAAAAUCAACCCUUUGGGAGGACUUACCUACGACAACUUGGCUCUUAUCCGUUCUUUUGCUGGUAGCGAAUCAGAGAAAGGAUUUGUUUUGAAUCAUGUUACCAUGGUGUCUUACUCUCCCAGACUUGUUCGUUACUCAGUUGGUGCUCUUGAGGCUGUCGAGAACAACGACAGAGCUAAAUUCGAUAUGCAAAUGGCAGGUUUGAAUGAGACUUACGAGUCUGUAAACAAGGAAAUGGAGAUGAUGUGGUCACGUAGUAUGCCUGAGGAUUACAUCAAGUUUAGAACCUUCAUUAUGGGUACCAAAAACCAACCCAUGUUCCCUGAUGGUGUAAUCUACGAAGGUAUCAGUGAUAAGCCUAUCGUUCAUCGUGGUGAGUCUGGCGCUAAUGACUCCAUGGUGCCUUUGGGUGAUAACCUUCUUCAAAUCACUGAACUCAUGCCUGAGAACCCUUUGACGACUGUCCUGCGUGAUUUCAGAUCAUACCGUCCUACCAACCAUCGCGAAUUCUUGGAAUAUGUUCAAGAUAAGGCCAAGAAGGUCGGUGUCAAGGAAUUUGCUUUGCAAGACGCCAAUUCAGCUGCUGUAUACUUGUCCAAUAUUGAUCAAAUCCGUGCCUUCCGUCACAGACAUUGGAACUUCACCAAAGAGUACAUCAUCAAGCACACGGCUCAUCCUGUUGCCACUGGUGGCUCUCCCAUUGUAACUUGGUUGCCUAAUCAACUUGGUGCUGUCUUGGACUUGUUGAACGAUGUCAGUGCUCAAAUUGACAAAUCCAAGUUGACCGAAAGCAACUUGAUUCGCGUUGAGGAAAUCACUAGACGUGCUCAAGCUCAAAAGAGAUUCCUUGACAGAGAAGUUGCUAGCUUGAAGACCAAGUUUAAGGAUCAAGACCGUACUUAA
Messenger RNA from Mucor velutinosus, 1488 nucleotides. RefSeq names its product L-galactonate dehydratase (gene LGD1). NCBI's taxonomy places the organism in Eukaryota, Fungi, Mucoromycota, Mucoromycetes, Mucorales, Mucoraceae. The coding region runs from base 1 to 1488 and encodes 495 amino acids. The record is from RefSeq and is a predicted model, not a curated record. The transcript is spliced from 6 exons. Gene Ontology annotation, molecular function: heme binding; metal ion binding.